AUGAGAAUACUAUUAGCGUGUAUGUUGAUGGUAUCUAUGGCCGAGCAAAAAGAGUAUAAAGUGAUUGGAUACUUCUCUGCUUGGGCUCAAUACCGUAAUGGCCAAUUGGGUAAAUCGAAUUUCCAGUUCCUUCCAAAACAUAUAGAUCCAACGCAAUACGACGUAUUAAAUUAUGCGUUCGUAGGAAUCGAUAAAAAUCAACAAAUCACUUUUCUCGACGAAAAUGACGGAACGACAAUUCCUCAAGUUAUCAAUCUGAAGUCUCAAAAUUCAAAACUAAAAAUCUUUGCGUCAAUUGGAGGGUGGGACUUUUCAAGUGAAAAGGCGACACGUGGCAUCUUCUCAAAGUUGUCAAAAUCUCGGGAGGAACGAGCGGCAUUUAUCAGGAACGCCGUUUCGUUCUGUCGGCGCUAUAACUUCGAUGGAAUUGAUAUUGACUGGGAAUACCCAGGCGAUGAAGACAAUGAAGGUUCCAAAGAAGACGUCAACAACUUUGCGGCUCUGAUGAAGGAGUUUUAUGAAUACAAAAUCAGUGAAGCCCAAAGCAGCGGAAAGGCCGAAAUAUUGUUAUCUGCUGCGACGUCCUCGUCGAAGGAAUUUUAUGGGAAUUACAAGCUGAGUGAGACGAGUAAAUACGUUGAUUGGUUCAACGUGAUGACUUACGAUUACCACGACUCGGACGAUGACCGUGUUAAUUCGCACACUCCGUUAAAAUCGCUCAACAGCGGUUCUGAGUCGAUUGAGACCACAAUUAACGAUUAUGUCUCACAAGGAGUUCCCCUUGAAAAGAUAAUACUUGGCAUUGCAUUAUAUGGGCGGGGGUGGAGUUUAGAGACAAUUGUUAAUCACAAUAUUGGUGAUAAAGCAAUAGGACCAAGUAAACCAGGCGCUUAUACACAAGAAGAGGGACUGAUGGCAAACAUCGAAAUCGAAACGAGAACAGUUAACGAGAGAUAUGACCUGACGGCGGUGUGCAAGUAUGGGUGGUACAGUAAUCAGUGGUUUUCAUUUGACGACGAAAUCACAAUUAAACUGAAGGCUAAAUACGCCAAGGAAAGGCAACUUGGUGGGGUUAUGUUUUGGGCAAUUGACUUGGACCCAGAGAUGAGGUAUAUCAAGCCUGUGAUCGAUGAGUUGAAAAACUAA
Messenger RNA from Entamoeba invadens IP1, 1146 nucleotides. Its product is annotated as chitotriosidase-1 precursor, putative. The transcript has a single exon. The coding region runs from base 1 to 1146 and encodes 381 amino acids. Gene Ontology annotation, cellular component: extracellular region. Lineage: Eukaryota; Evosea; Mastigamoebida; Endamoebidae. Gene Ontology annotation, molecular function: chitin binding; chitinase activity. The record is from RefSeq and is a predicted model, not a curated record. Gene Ontology annotation, biological process: carbohydrate metabolic process; chitin catabolic process.